CGUUUGCCGCGGUGCGUUGUGCAGGCAGCGCUUCCGUUGCUGGAGCCGCCGUCUGUGGCUGCAGUAGUUGUUGUUGUUGUUGUCCGUGUCUCCUCUGUCCGUCUUCAUGUCGGCCCAGAGGCCCGGCCGUCGAGGCCGCAGCGGCAGCGGGAGCCGCGGGCGGGUGCGGCUCGUUUACCGCUCGUUACAGAGCGCCCAGGAUUACCUGGAGAGCGGGGAUCACGGCACGGCCUUCGCCCACUACCUGCUGCUGCUCAACCUGGCGCCGGAGCUGAAGGAGAUCAUCAGGGAAUCAUUCCAAAAUACUCUUUUUAAAUGGGCAGAAGAACUUAAUUCCUUAAGUCGAAUUCAGGAUAUAUUUGACUGCUAUGAACAGGCGUUGGAGCUCUACCCCAAUAAUGACGUCAUAUGGAACAGUAUGGGGGAACAUUUAUUUAGCAUGGGGUUCCGAGAUGAAGCUGCCGGCUAUUUCCACAAAGCCAUCAAGCUCAAUCCCGACUGUGCAGAUGCAAGGGAGAAUUUUUAUCGUGUUGCCAACUGGUUGGUGGAGCGGUGGCAUUUUUUAAUGCUGAAUGAUAAAAAGAGGAAUAUUGCCUAUCAGAGAGCAAUUCAGAAAGCUGUGCAAUCUGGCUGUAUGUCUGUGCUGGAUAUCGGAACAGGAACUGGCAUUCUCAGUAUGUUUUCAAAAAAGGCUGGAGCUUGUCAAGUGUAUGCUUGUGAACUGUCCAAGACUAUGUAUGAACUUGCCUGUGAAGUGGUCGCUUCGAAUCAAAUGGCCGGUGAGAUCAAGAUUCUGCACAUGAAAUCACUGGACGUGGAAAUUCCCAAAGACCUCUCCAGCAGGGUGUCGCUUGUUGUCACAGAGACUGUUGAUGCUGGACUGUUUGGUGAAGGAAUUGUGGAGAGUUUGAUACAUGCAUGGAAAUAUCUUCUUCUGCCACCAAAGCCAGUGGGACAUGAAGGUCCAACAGAGGGAUUUGGUCGUGUUAUCCCAUUGCACGCUGUUGUAUUUGGCAUGGCAGUGGAAUGUAAAGAUAUCCGCAGACAUCACAGGGUUUGCAUUACUGAUGUUGGUGGGAUACAGGUGAAUGAAGCAAUAACCUGGUACAGCCCAGUCAAUAGUAAGCUUUGUAAUGGUGAUGCUGCUGAACCUUACACCACUGAACGAAUGAGGCAAGUACCAGGUGGAUACACGCCUCUGACUGAUCACUUCCAGGCCAUGACAAUUGAUUUCAACAGUCUACAGGACUUGGAAGAACUGACAGACAGGAAACCUUGUCGACUUUGUCUGCCAGUAAUUAAGGAGGGUAUGCUGGAUGCAAUUGUCGCCUGGUUUGUUCUGCAGCUAGAUGACGAGACCAGUCUCUCCACUGGCCCUGAUGAAGAAACCUGUUGGGAACAGGCUGUGUAUCCAAUACAGGGUGUGCUAGGUCAAACAGUGAAAUGUGGCGAUACUCUAGUAGUUGAUGUUUCCUGCAAGAACUCUUACCUGGUUUUUCACAGUAUCGCGGUGUUGACCCAGGAAAACAGGAAAGAAAUCGAAACGAAUACUGCGAGUGAUCAUCUUGCAUGUGAAGCUGAACUGUGUAAUGCUUUGGCCAAUCUUCAGACCACGAGUGACCCUGGAAUGACCCUUCAGUGCAUGCUUGAAUCAUCAGAAAUAGCCCGUCUCAAUAAUACUCAUUACAAUGAUCAUUUCAAAUCAGCUCUAAGCAGUAUAUUAUCGUCAUUAAUGCCAAUGGACAAUGGAACCCAUUUCUCACAGAUUGGGGAUGACAGAAACAGAGAUAUGAAUUGUGAAAAUACCAACUUCCAUAAUUCUUCAGAUCCAACCUUUGACACGUUGUACCUGUUGGAUGUAUCAGAGGGGUUUUCAAUGUUGCCAUUGAUUGCUGCUAAGCUGGCACCCAUUAAAGUUUUCAGUUCCUUGGAGAAAACACAGCAGCAAGCUACACUAAGCACUCUAGCAGAAUCGAACAACAUUUCCAAAGAUCAGCUCGAGUUUUGGCAUAACUAUCUGGAUGAUGACUCUACAUUAUUACAAAGGCCUCAGUCAGGCAAACUUUGGAGUGUGAUUAUUCUCGAUUCUAUUGAGACGUGUGGACUUAUACGUCGGCUAGUGGAGAAAGCAGCUCUUGCAAGAUGUUUGCUUCGACCUGAAGGAAGAUUGUUGCCUCAGUGUAUAACAAUAUAUGGAAUGCUCAUCGACUCCGAGGCUUUACAGCAAGAAAGUGCUGUUCAAGGAAAAGAACCCACAUUGGGGUUGAAUAUUGCACCUUUCAUCAACCAAUUCAAGGUACCAAUCCACGUAUUCUUGCAUUUAUCCACUUUACGUUAUGUUCAACUCAGUGAGCCAGUGGAACUAUUAAAGCUGGAUCUGUUGGGCCUCGUCUCUGAUGAAGUGUGCAGUGAAAUCAAGGUUAAAGUGCACUCUUCUGGAAGUUUAACAGCAAUUCCAUUUUGGUAUGAAAUUUAUCUGGAUAUGGACGUCAGUCUGAACACAUGGUGUGAAUCUUCUCAUUGGAAGCAGGCUGCCUUUGUUCUGGAUAAUCCAAUACAAGUUAACUCAGGAGAUGAACUUUUAUUAAACAUUUGCUAUCACAAGAGUAAUAUCUCAAUGACUGUAAACCGCGUUUAGCAAUAUUUUUUCACUGUUAAAAAGAUUUCAAUAGAAUCGGUCCAUUUCCUAGUGUAAAGUAUCCCUAAAAAAGGGGGAAGUUAAAUGUAUUAAAAUUUUCAUGAAUGAAUGAAAUUUAUUUCCAUAAAUAA
This is a messenger RNA of Leucoraja erinaceus (little skate), 2769 nucleotides long. RefSeq names its product protein arginine methyltransferase 9 (gene prmt9). The record is from RefSeq and is a predicted model, not a curated record. Lineage: Eukaryota; Metazoa; Chordata; Chondrichthyes; Rajiformes; Rajidae. Gene Ontology annotation, biological process: peptidyl-arginine methylation. Gene Ontology annotation, molecular function: protein-arginine omega-N monomethyltransferase activity; protein binding.